Chroicocephalus ridibundus (black-headed gull) is the source of this 1658-nucleotide messenger RNA. Its product is annotated as cyclin-dependent kinase 4 inhibitor B-like. Gene Ontology annotation, molecular function: cyclin-dependent protein serine/threonine kinase inhibitor activity; protein kinase binding. Gene Ontology annotation, biological process: regulation of G1/S transition of mitotic cell cycle; negative regulation of cell population proliferation; regulation of cyclin-dependent protein serine/threonine kinase activity. NCBI's taxonomy places the organism in Eukaryota, Metazoa, Chordata, Aves, Charadriiformes, Laridae. Gene Ontology annotation, cellular component: cytoplasm; nucleus. Bases 191 to 643 code for a protein of 150 amino acids. The record is from RefSeq and is a predicted model, not a curated record. The transcript is spliced from 2 exons.
GUAUGCUGCAGCGCCCUGGGGGGGUCGGUAGGGCCGUACGCGGGGGCCGGGGGCCUCCUACCCCCCCGGCGGGGGGGGCCAGGGGGCGGCCGCUGCCCUCGGGGAGGAGGAGCCGCGGCGCGGUGAGGUCCCGGCCGAGGGGAGAGGGAAAAGCCGGUGGCGGCCGCGCGGUUUGGGCCGUCGGGGGGCGAUGGAGGGGUCCCCCCGGGGAGAGGGCUCCGGUGACCGUCUGUGCAGCGCCGCCGCCCGCGGGGACUGCGAGGAGGUGCGGAGGCUCCUGGACGCGGGCGCGGAUCCCAACGGGACCAACUCCUUCGGGAGGACCCCGCUCCAGGUGAUGAUGCUGGGCAGCCCGCGGGUGGCCGAGCUGCUGCUGCAGCGCGGAGGCGACCCCAACCGCCCCGACCCGCGCACCGGCUGCCUCCCGGCCCACGACGCGGCCCGCGCCGGCUUCCUGGAGACGCUGGCGGCCCUGCACCGCGCCGGGGCCCGCCUCGACCUGCCCGACGGCCGCGGCCGCCUCCCCCUCGACGUGGCGGCGGGGGGCCCGCACGGACCGGUGGCCCGGUACCUGCGACACUCGCUGUCCCUCCCCGCCGCCGCAGCGGGAACCGGGCCGGCCGCGGAGGGGGAUGAGCGCUGACACCCCGCCACCGCUGCUUGUGUCCCCCGCUGACGCCCCCUCCCCUUAGAUAGGUCUCCUCUCCUCCCGGGCGCCCGGCUGCUGCGGAGGGUCUCCCUCUGUCCCUCUCCGGCACCCCCAGGGCGCUCCGUGUCCUGCUUCUGCCAGGCAAGGCAUACUGAUGAAUUUUCUAAGAAACAGCGGAAAGAACCGAAAGACGGCGGCGGGGAGCACUCCUGGUCCUUCCCGGUAGGCGGAGGACAAGCAGCAAGCGAUUCUCCAGUGCUCCGAGGCGGGGAAAUUUCGUCGUUUCCCCCGCACCAUUUAUUUUUAAAUUGAUGCGGUUUGGAGAAGUGAAAACGCUCUGUUUCCCUUAGCGGCUUGCUCACUGCCCUGUAAUCCACUGCCUCGAUCUCCACCAGAUACUUGUCUUAUUCACAGCGGUAUUGAUUUUAUUCAUGUUCACACAGUCCUGGAGAGCUUUGCGUUUUAGUGUUAGCUUGAGAUUCUUCUCUAUAGCGCUAGGAAAUAGCGAACGCCUUAGUCAUCCCGUUUAAAAAUUUAAUUCAUCUCCAAAUCUUCUCCCCUCAUCACCCCGCUCAACUUGGAAAGUCUUAAAACAUGUAACACUGAAUGAGACUACAAUUUGAGAAUUACUGCCAAUGUUUUGUAUAGAUGUAUUCAGGGAAGGCUAUCCAUAUGAGAAACCAAUGGGUAGUCGUUUAGUUACCGGGUAGUUUUAACAUUUGGGGAUAUCUCGUUGAUUCAGAAGAUCUGGCCAACGAGCUCGGUAUUUUUAAGACAGCUUUCCAUGUCUUUAAACCAGAUAUUUGGAAAAAAAACCCAAAUGACUGGGCUUGGUUAUAAAUCUGAAUUUCUUCACACGCAUUGCCUCUGUUUUUCCUACGCGAUUUCCAUCAUCCCCUCAAUGUUCGUACCGCUGAUGUAUGAUGAAAUACCUGUUGUUAUUCAACAGUAAAGUAUCAAAGAGGUUGGCUAAAGAAAAUCCUUGUGUUCAACUAUUAAACGAUCCUGU